Molecule: messenger RNA, 1337 nt
Organism: Hordeum vulgare subsp. vulgare (domesticated barley)
Lineage: Eukaryota; Viridiplantae; Streptophyta; Magnoliopsida; Poales; Poaceae
Product: MADS-box transcription factor 29-like
Exons: 8
Coding region: 197-955 (252 amino acids)
Biological process (GO): positive regulation of transcription by RNA polymerase II
Cellular component (GO): nucleus
Molecular function (GO): DNA-binding transcription factor activity, RNA polymerase II-specific; protein dimerization activity; RNA polymerase II cis-regulatory region sequence-specific DNA binding
Source: RefSeq, a predicted model, not a curated record
CGGUACCAGCAGCAGCAGCAGUAGUACACUACCUCACUCUCCUUCUAUAUAUGUCCCUCCUUCUGCACCCCCUGCCUUAGCCUUUGGAGCAACCACUUCACAAGGGGGGCGGAGACGUGCAGAUUAAUUCUUAGCAGGUCACAGCUGGGGUUUGGUUCCUGGAAUCCUGGUUGGAUCGAUCGUUGCGGUUGGGGAGAUGGGUCGCGGGAAAAUCGAGAUCAAGCGGAUCGAGAACGCCACGAACCGGCAGGUGACCUUCUCCAAGCGCCGGGGCGGGCUGCUCAAGAAGGCCAACGAGCUGGCCGUGCUCUGCGACGCGCGCGUCGGCGUCGUCAUCUUCUCCAGCACCGGCAGGAUGUUCGAGUACUCCAGCCCCGCCUCCAGCUUGAGGGAUCUCAUUGAGCAGUACCAGAACACCACCAACAGUCAGUUCGAAGAGAUUAACCACGAUCAGCAAAUAUUUGUGGAGAUGACACGGAUGAGGAACGAGAUGGAGAAGCUGGAGGAUGGCAUACGCAGGUACACCGGCGACGACCUCUCCUCCCUCUCCCUCGUCGACGUCAACGACAUCGAGCAGCAGCUCGAGUUCUCCGUCGCCAAAGUCCGUGCAAGGAAGCAUCAGCUCCUGAACCAGCAGCUCGACAAUUUACGUCGCAAGGAGCAUAUCUUGGAAGAUCAGAACAGUUUCCUGUGCCGCAUGAUCAGCGAGAACCAGCAUGGCGGUGAUGGAAAGAUGGCGGUGAUGCCGCCGGUGCUGUCGAUGCUGACGCCGGCCUUCCCGGCGACGCCGUACUACACGGGCGAGGAGUCGUCGAGCACCGCGCUGCAGCUGACGUCCCCGCAGCUUCAGCUCCACGCCGCCGAAGCCGCCGGGUUCCGGCUGCAGCCGACGCAGCCCAACCUGCAGGACCCGGCGUGCAGCAGCCUCCACGCCGGCCACGGCCUCCACCUCUGAGAUUUGAUCAUCUGAUCAUCACGGGCGCGGUGAUGGACAUGCUGAUUCAUGGAUUCUAGGAAGAAGAAGAUCACGGUCGAUGGAAGAUUGACCCUUAUGAUGCAUGCAUGAGGAUGACUAUUUAAUUUGGGAGCUAUAUGUAUGUAUGCAAGAUAAGAUUCCAGUUGUGUGUCGUCGUGUGUGUUAGAGGCUGUUCUUUCAUCAUGUUCGUACUUAAGCUAGCUAUAUACUCCAUAGUACUAGUUCAAUUGCCUGGUCAAAUGUUGGUACGUACGUAGAAAUUAAGUUGUUGUGCACGCAUGGGGAUCGAGGACGAUGCAUACAUGUAAUAAUAAGUUCAGAGUGAAUUCCACUUUUUACCUCCCAUUGGUAAACUGUUUAA